UUAUCAGCCACUGCAGAAAAUUUCUCUUAAAAUUAUGAAUAUGCAAAAUCAAAAAAAAUUAUUUCAGCUUGGUCAUGUACCGAUGGUGCGUAAUCUACCAUGCAAAUCUACGUGGGAAAGAAUUCAAUCAAAUGUAGAUUUUGAACCGAGCAAAGAAGGAUUUUCGUUAUAUUUUACUUAUACAUUUCCCGAAGAGUUUAGUUCUUCAACUGAAUUUGCAUUUACAUAUCCAUGGACCUACGAAGAUGACCAAACAUUUUUUGCUCGAUUACAAGAAUUAUACUCAAAACAUCCAUCUAUUUACUUUCACAGAGAAGUUCUCUGUUAUUCACUUGGAGGGAAUAAUGUUGACUUAAUUACAAUAAGUGGACAAAAUGGUUUCAAAAAAGAAAAAGAAAAAAGAUUCAAUUGCAGAAUUUUUGAUAAUAAAAUUCCCCGAUGCGCAGCUUUCAAUAAAAAAGUGAUUCUUCUAAGUGCCCGGGUGCAUCCCGGAGAAACCCCGGGGAGCCUUGUUCUCUUAGGUCUUGUACGAUUUUUGUUAUCAAACGAUAAAAAUGCUGCCAGACUACGCAAGGAGUUUGUGUUUAAAAUUGUGCCAAUGCUUAAUCCCGAUGGAAUUUUAGUUGGAAAUUAUAGAAUGGAUUGCUUGGGGUCAAAUUUGAACAGAGUUUACAAUAAUCCCGACCCUCUCAUUCAUCCAUCAAUUUACUCUGUAAAAAGUCUUGCGAUAUAUCAUCACAUUGCAAAUUCAUCUUUAUCAAAAUUAAGUGUUUCAAAAUUAUUAAACAAAGUUUUUCCACAAUAUCAAGAUGAUAAUGAAAUGGACGAAUUUCUUCAAUCGAGUGACGAUCUAAAUCAUCCCGAGCUAUUAACUAUUUCGUCUAAUGAAAGUGGAAUAGCUUUCUACAUAGACUUUCAUGGUCACGUAUCGAAACGAGGCUGCUUUUUAUAUGGAAAUUAUUUUAAAGAUGAAAAAACACAGGUUUUAAAGUAUUAUUCAAAUUAUAGAUUGAUAACAUGUUGUUGGCAAAACUUAUAUCAAUAA
Molecule: messenger RNA, 1045 nt
Organism: Octopus sinensis (East Asian common octopus)
Lineage: Eukaryota; Metazoa; Mollusca; Cephalopoda; Octopoda; Octopodidae
Product: cytosolic carboxypeptidase-like protein 5
Exons: 2
Coding region: 35-1045 (336 amino acids)
Biological process (GO): proteolysis
Molecular function (GO): metallocarboxypeptidase activity; zinc ion binding
Source: RefSeq, a predicted model, not a curated record